Molecule: messenger RNA, 3787 nt
Organism: Oreochromis aureus
Lineage: Eukaryota; Metazoa; Chordata; Actinopteri; Cichliformes; Cichlidae
Gene: uhmk1
Product: U2AF homology motif (UHM) kinase 1
Exons: 9
Coding region: 564-1883 (439 amino acids)
Biological process (GO): regulation of protein export from nucleus; peptidyl-serine phosphorylation; positive regulation of translational initiation
Cellular component (GO): nucleus; neuronal ribonucleoprotein granule
Molecular function (GO): RNA binding; protein serine/threonine kinase activity; ATP binding
Source: RefSeq, a predicted model, not a curated record
AGUUGAAUUUUAGUUAACCAACAUAAAUUUGUUUAAUAAUCUGAAAUAGUGUAAGUACACUCCCUCCCGGUAGGGGGCAGAGUGCUGAGAAACAUGCACCAACAAGGAAGGAGGGCGGUAGAAACGGAAGUAAGAUCAAUAUCAACAACCUGAGUUUACAACUCAAGUCGAACUUCGCAGCAGUAGCGGAUAAUAUUUUCGAAGUUAUUGUUAUAACUUCUUACGCUUUAAUAUUGCCCGGUGCAUUAUGGGGGAAGCUUCAGCCCGUGCGCUGUGGCGGCGGUUUAUCUCUGUGCUCAAACUCAAUGGCUAGUUUGGAGAUAAGUUAGCUCACUUUCUGUCAGCUGACUGGCUUGAACUCACUUUGGCCGUCUCGGGCAGCAAACUGUCGUCUGAUAUGCUCGGAUAUUGCUUUCGGGUUAGUUUGAACACUGACGUAGGCUUAGUCAGAGAGUGUGCUCGCUGCUGUUGACGCGUCCCGGUACAGUCGUCUUUGCAAUGAUCCUGCAGCUGCUGCCACCAGUCAUCUAGCUGGCUCCUCUUCUCCUGUCCCCCCUCCCUUAAUGGCUCACUGCGGCUCCUCCGAGCCCAGCGCAAAGGUUCAGGCCCCGCACCCGGACAGCAUCCUGCCCCCACAGGGCGGCGUAGACCAGAGCAUGAAGCCGGUGCUGUUUGAGAUCUUCGGCGAGCUUUGGACUGUCCAGUCGCGUCUCGGCCAGGGAGUCUCGGCCUCGGUGUACCGGGUCAGCUCGGGCAGAGCCACUGCAGCUGUGAAGGAGUUUCAAGCCGACACUCAGGGAGGAGAUUACGGGUAUCACAAGGAGAGGUCCGUGCUGGAAGACAUCCAGGGACAUAAAAACAUCGUCACACUGUAUGGAGUGUUUACCAACCACAGCUCUAUGAGUGUCACCACACGCUGUCUUUUGCUGGAGCUCCUGGAUGUCAGCGUGUCUGAGCUGCUGGUGAGACGCAACAGUAGCACCCAAGGUGUAAGAGCCCAGCAGGGCCACUCCAUGUGGCUUGUCCAGCACUGUGCCAGAGACAUCCUCGAGGCUCUCGCCUUCCUUCACAGAGAAGGCUACGUCCACGCAGACCUCAAACCACGCAACAUCCUCUGGAGCGCUGAUGACGAGUCCUUCAAGCUCAUCGACUUUGGCCUCAGCUUCAAACAGGGAAACCAGGAUGUCAAGUACAUCCAGACAGACGGGUACCGCGCACCGGAGGCUGAGCUUCAGAACAGCCUGGCUCAGGCAGGGGUGGAAAUGGGAGACUCGGGCUGCACGGCCGCCGUCGACCUGUGGAGCCUGGGCAUCAUCCUGCUGGAGAUGUUCUCAGGAAUCAAACUCAAAGACACCGUCCGCUCACAAGAGUGGAAGGAUAACAGCGCUGCCAUUGUAGACCAUGUCUUUGCCAACAACAGCCUGGCGUGCCCUGCCAUCCCCGUCUAUCACCUCAGAGACCUUAUCAAAAGCAUGCUUGUCACCGAUCCAAAACAAAGAUGCACAGCUGAAACUGCCCUGCUGAGCCCAUUCUUCAGUAUUCCCUUUGCACCUCACAUUGAAGACCUGGUUCUGCUGCCUUCUCCUGUUCUGCGUCUGCUCAACCUAAUCGAUGACAGCCACCUGCACAAUGAGGAUGAAUACGAAGAUAUCCUGGAGGACAUGAAAGAGGAGUGCCAGAAGUACGGAUCCGUGGUUUCUCUGCUCAUCCCCAAGGAGAAUCCAGGGAAAGGACAGGUGUUUGUGGAGUAUGCCAACUCCAGCGACUGCAAAGAGGCUCAGAGGCUGCUGACAGGCCGCACCUUCGAUGGAAAGUUUGUUGUGGCUACCUUCUACCCUCUGAGCGCCUAUAAAAGAGGUUACCUCUAUCAGACUGUCCAGUGAACUUUUAAAUCCUCAAUUUACACCUCAGCAUAGUUUGCAUGUUAAAAACACAACUGCAAAGGUCACCACAAGGGAGAAGUCACCUCCCCAUAAACAUACCUGCAGUAAUGAGUAGCUGCCCUGCAGUUUAAGCUCUUUCAGAUAUGAGUGAGUGUAGUUCUGCAUGCAGUUUUCUACAGCAAAUCUGUGUUUCAUGCAGAGUGCAAACUGAGCUGUGGUGAGCCUCCGCCUUCAGUCUGUGUGCUCUUUUUAUCCAUCCAGUGCUUUAAUAUAUACUAGAUCUGUCUCAUUUAAUAUCUGUUAGCCAGAGGCUUGCGUUCUGGGGACCGCAGUGCCUGUUCGAGCUUCCGUAUCACUUUCAUUCACUCAUAAAACCUCCCAUCAGAGUUGCAAGAUGAAAAAUCACAGCUCUGCACUGCAUUUAAAAACUUCUAAAGGACAUCUCACUUGAUAAAUAUAUAAAGAGAGACUUUAUUUCAUCAGCUUUAUACUGAAUGCUGCUAAAAACAUGUAGCAGAUGUUAAGUAGUAAUUUAAAGGGAGUUUUAUGCAUCAAACUCAAAACUAAUGACAAAAACACCCUGAAAAUCACACCCCUUCAAAGUGAAAAUUUACUGUGGUGAAAGCAUUCUAUUAAUAUUGCCUAUUUAUAUAUCUUUUUAGGUUAAACGUUUUAGAGGAAAUGACUUGGUACCAGGGGAAUAUCCAGGUGUCUUCUGCCUGUUUUCAAGGAGAUAUUGUUUGACUAAUGCUUCCACUAGCUGGUAGUUUUCACGCACUAACUCACUGCCAUUAUCUGAGCAAGCCGAGGGGUCUCUGCACCCUAUCCUGUAGCCUUAUGCGUCGUAGCCUUUCAUUUAAAGCCAAUGUGCUCUAUUAUCUAUUUUGAUUAUUUUCAUUGUGUGUGAAACCCUUCAGAAAAACAUGCAGUAAGCAUAGUUGUUUUUUUUCACUGCAACACACAAGCAAGAAAAUUAAGAGAUAAAACUGAAGAACUAGUAGGUAAAUAAGUCUGUGAACAAAAAAUGGUUCCAGCAGAGGUGAAAAUGUCUUCUAACUUCCUCUGACUUGAGCCAGUGAUGUGUUCCGUUUACCUCGUAGUUUUGUAGUCCGGAGCCAAAGCAUCAACCAGAUAUUGGAUGCAGAUGUGUGCAGUGGGACAUUGGAGAAUACCCUGAACAAGUGGUGUAAAGCCACUACCUGGAGGAUAUUUGUAGCCUCUUUCUUUAUGACUUUUUUUUUAAGACAAUCUUGAGUUGGUACAGUCCGUGUUGCUGUCAUCACUGUUUUUAAAUCUUGCACAUUGUGGCUUUAAAGGCUGUGCAGUGCUGUUGCAAGGUGAAGGCUACUGUACUAACUAGAUAAAGUUUAAUAUAUGACAAGCUUCCAGUGUGCUGGUGCAUGAUCCAGGUGAUUGAUUGUACACUGCCAGCCCAGUGUUGUAGCAUCAUCAUCCUGUGGUAGCACUUUUCAUACUUCUGCCAGUUUCUUGAAAUGCUGCUUUUUGCAUGAUGAGGAAAAAAAAGAAAUCAAAACAAAACAUGUAGCCUUGAGAUAAAGAUUUCCUGGAGCCAACAAAGUUAAUAUUUUGCAUCUUUGAGCAGCAGGUUUUGGUGUUUUUGCAGUGGAAUGUGUUUUUUGUUUUCUUGGUUUUAUUCUUUUCCAUUAGUGGGUUUAUAGUAAACACCAAGACCGCUCUGAAAGUCUUUUGAAACAUCAGACAAUUUCUACACAAGUGCCCUAUGACAUUCACAGGCUAGCUAACUAACCAAAAUGCUGCAAUGACAGCUGAUUGUGCUACAGCUGCAUGUGCUUAUAGCUGAAGCCUUUGCUGAUGCCUUAUGAAAUAACCUCCGUCCAGCAGUUUUAGUGUCCACACAAAUUAAAGUGCACUGUUACCAACAA